Messenger RNA from Truncatella angustata, 1034 nucleotides. RefSeq names its product cytochrome c oxidase biogenesis protein Cmc1 like-domain-containing protein. Bases 258 to 749 code for a protein of 163 amino acids. Gene Ontology annotation, cellular component: mitochondrion. The transcript has 2 exons. Lineage: Eukaryota; Fungi; Ascomycota; Sordariomycetes; Amphisphaeriales; Sporocadaceae. The record is from RefSeq and is a predicted model, not a curated record.
CGCUCGUCCGAUUCAAGCGAUUCAAGCUCGAGAAAAGCUCCGCCAUCACCUAACGACACAUGCAAUUUGUAAGGGCGAUAGACAUACCAAGCAACAUUCCGGCAAGCUUCCUGACGACGGCGACGGCGACGGCGACGCCAUCUACGCUCGAGGUACACAUUGACAGCCGGGGCUGACCUCAAGAUCUGACUACCCAUCCCUCGUUGGGCAAAGCGCCGAAAGAAAAGAGAACCCAUAAUCACCCACGCCGGGCCACGAUGGCCUCCUCGUCCGCAAGAGAUGACGGCCGCAGCACCGACAGAUCGGCCAUGCCCUCGCGCAACCCGUUGCCGCUGUCCGCAACCCAAGAGGCACAAGUGCGGGAGGUGUUCAACGCGAGGGUAAGGGCGGCAUGUGCAGAUGAGAUCAGAGCCUUCGCCGAAUGCGCAAAACAGCACAACUUCACCGUCGCCUUCGCGUGCAGACAGCUCACCCUCGCCAUGAACUCGUGCAUGGCCUCGCACGCGACACAGGCCGAGCACGACCGGGCGCGCGAGGAGUGGUUCGCGGGCCGCAUGGCGAGGGCCAGGGAGCGGGAACGCAAGGAGAGGAGGAAGCUCGAGCAGGAGAAGUUCCACCGCGAGUGGUGGGGCCUGCCCGGCAAGGACCCCGAGGACGUCCGGCGCGAGGAGGAGAAGAUGAGCAGGGGCGAGAGGAUCGGCGGGUUCAGGAGUCAGCGGCCAGCCGGCGAUGGGCACCAGGCGAGGUAGUCCCGAUCCGGCGGGCAAGAAGGCGGCUCGAGAAAGACGACGUGAUUCCGCAAGCGUUGAGCCUGCCCCUUGACUCAGUGUGUGCGAGCCGUUUAUGCCGCGGCUGGACAAGGGAGCGGGAGAGAAUAUGGUGAAAAUGUGUAUAAGAUCAUUGUGCAUAUAUCGGCGUUCUACUGGGUUGGGUUUUAUACCGUCACGCUGCUCCAGGCCUUGUCGAGUCAGAUAGCAAUCUGACAGGUCUUGUAUAAUACACCGAGUCAAACAUUAUUGCGGAUGACUGUCAGG